ACAGGACCUUUAUUUUGACAGAAUUUGACUCACUACUGUAGUCAAGAGUUGCUAUAAUCAAAAUGCUGUUAUGCAGAACUGGUAACAUACAGAUCACAUACAACUUAUAACACUUAUAUUGUCUUAUAUAUAAUAUUGACAUCAAAUCUGUCAAAUCUAUAUUGAAAAAAACUACACAUGUACUCUACACCAAACACAAAGAUGAUAUGAACAAUGAAUGCUAUACUUGAACAUGGCCAGCUGUUUACAUUAAACUUUAUAUUUUAGGCUUCAAAGAAUGUUGGUGUUCCGUUAUUUAUAACUAUAUAUAUGAUCGUUAUUUUAGUCCUGGGGAAUAGACGAUAAAAUGUAUGUUAACAGAAGAUUUGGUUUGCUUCACAUAUCGUUGAAAUUACCGACACUACAGCUACCAAGAUGCAAUGCAGAAGAUAAUACAAGCCACUGUCAAUGGCCCAACGUGAGAGCCAUAAUUCAGGGAAGGUAGACUGUGUUUAAUAGUAGCGGUUUACGCAGCUAGCAAGCUAAUUAUAAUUUCUUUGUGGAGUGUUUAGAUUAAUAUAAAAAUAUGUCAGGAGACGAGAUGAUAUUUGACCCCACUAUGACCAAAAAGAAGAAGAAAAAGAAGAAGCCUUUCAUGUUGGAGGAAGAAGGAGGAGAAGGAGAAGAUGUGAUGCAGAUUGAGACAAAGGAGCCUGAAGUAGAUGGAGGAGAAGAAAAAGACUUGGAUGCAGAUGAAGAUGAUGGGAAAAAGAAAGAAACAUCAGAUGACCUUGACGACCUUAACUUCUUCAACCAAAAGAAAAAGAAAAAGAAAUCCAAAAAAGAAAAGAUUUUUGACAGUGAGCUGGAGGAAGGAAUGAAGGAGCUGAAAAUUGAAACAGAACCAUCAGAGAUUCUAGAUGAUGAUGAUUUAUUUCCUGCAAAAAAGAAAAAGUCCAGAAAGGUUAAAGAUUUUCAGGAUGACACUGACAUUCAAAACAGAGAUGAUGGUCUUGACGAUGAUGACAGUAAAAACUUGGAUGACAUCACAUUCAGCACCCAGACAGGGCCUGCUUGGGCAGGCUCAGAGAGGGACUACACAUAUGAUGAGCUUUUAAGCAGAGUCUUUAAUAUCAUGCGGGAGAAGAAUCCAGACAUGGUUGCUGGAGAAAAGCGGAAGUUUGUAAUGAAGCCCCCUCAGGUCGUCAGAGUUGGCACUAAAAAGACCUCCUUUGUAAAUUUCACAGACAUCUGCAAAUUGUUGCAUCGACAACCCAAACACCUUUUGGCAUUCUUACUUGCUGAGUUGGGUACAAGUGGUUCUAUAGAUGGAAAUAAUCAACUUGUUAUCAAAGGAAGGUUCCAGCAAAAACAGAUAGAAAAUGUAUUACGAAGAUACAUAAAGGAAUAUGUGACGUGCCACACAUGUAGGUCUCCUGAGACCAUCCUGCAGAAGGACACUCGUCUGUAUUUCUUACAGUGUGAGACAUGUCAUUCCCGCUGUUCUGUUGCAAGCAUCAAGAUGGGCUUCCAGGCUGUCACUGGCAAAAGAGCACAGCUGCGUGCCAAAGCCAACUAAUGCUGCUCUAGACCACUUGCAUUCCAUAGCACUGCACACAACUCAAGAAUUUCUUGAAUUCUUAACAAAAUUGUUGGUGUUCAUUCGAAUCAAAUGGAGGCCAAAUGCUGUCAGACACUUGUAAAAUAGUCAGUGACCCAUUGCAGCUUCAUUAACCUGGAGUGUAAGGGUUGCUUAAAGUUGUGCAGUCUGGCUGUGAAGCAUGACAUUUACAGUGAAAUGCAGUACAGGAUCCUGAGGCCUGGACAUUUUUAUGAACUGUUGAAUUUAUUACUGCUGCCUUGUUGGUGUAGGAAAAAAAAAUCACUAAAAUGCAUACCAGCUGGCCGAUAAUGUGCUGUGUAGAUUCAGUGUAGGAAAUUAAAAAAGUUCAGUAUGUUGAUGAAAUAAAGAACUAAUGUGCGUGCUUGCGAACGCGCAUGUCCAAAGAUUACUAUCGUUCACCAACUUUUUACAACAUGAUCGAGAAUGUUUUAACUGCUUCAGUCAAGGUUGAACGGUAAUAACUGUCCAUAGAUAAUUAUUAAAACAAGCAGAGUUACCAACAGUAAAAAGUGUAAAAAAUGUUUGCCUAUUAAGAUUAUAGAAAUAGAUUAAAAUGAUUACUUUGGUUUAGAAUGCUUCACACAUAUUCUGUGCCCAAAACUUGUAGUUGUCAUGUUGCAGACAAUUGAAAAUUACAAUUUAGUUUUUUGAUGCAAGUAGAAGUUGUUCCAUGCAAAUAGGUGUCCUCAUAUCAUCACCUAUUACAGUGAAGGAAAUGGCAUAGUCAGUAUAUAGUGUGCAGCCUAGAAAAAUGCCAAAAGCAAAUGGGAACAAUCUAAGGGAUAAGAUUCAGGGAUAGACAUGCAGCCAUGCACCCGUUUAGACCACUUGACUUAAAUGGUUGUGGCUUUCAAUGACGUCAACUUAUUUUGUAGAAUCCAUUAUGAGCAGUUUGAUCACUUGGAAUGUAUUGUGGUCAAAUGAUGCAAAAUAAUGCCUUUGAGAGGAUCUUGAUAAAGGAUGCUGAAAAGCUCUGAGCUUGUUUGCUGCAAUGCAGCUGUGUAUAGUUAAUGUGCAAAUCAACUUAUUGAACACGUCUUGUCUGUGUCAAAAGUUGCUGCUCAAGAACUGGAUUCUACAGACAAUAUCUGCAUCACCAGAGAUGCUCAUCCUCUCACAAAUCUUCAUGGCCUACUAAAACCAAAAAAAGAAGCACUAUAAUGAGAACAAUGUACUUUUUUUUUUUUUUACCUACCUGUGAUUAUUUAUACAAUAUAGAUGACAUUCUGUAUACCUUUCCUGGAGUUGUGGUUGUGUAAACCCAGCACAAAGAAAGAACAGUGAACUUGUCUCACCUCAUGUCUUUGUGAUUUGCUAGGUGGAAGUGACUGACCCAUGUUUGAACUUUGGGCUUCUACAGCAUUUAUUUGCAUUGUGUGCAAUCACUUGGAAGUCAAGGUUCAAAGUUAGGGAUUGUCAGGCUGUCCAGGUCUUGCAAUCACUUUUUUAGGUAUUGAACUGUAGUAUAUUAGACCAGUCUUGAGACCAUAAAUUAAUGUUGAGACCCUAUCGAGCUCAACGUCAUUUGAAAUAAGUCUUGGAAAUUGUUUAUGAGACCAGCUAGCUAAUACUAAAUAAUGCUUUAAAAAUGGUUUUGCCUGGCUAACAAGAUACAUCUAAAUUUUCCCUUUCAUGAUAACUCAGUUGUAUUGGUGGUUGUUCAUUGGUUUCAAAAUGCAAACAGACCCCAUGUGCAGAUUGCAACAUUAUUACUGUUUAAUCAUUUAAAAAUAAAAAGAGUACAUGAAGGCACUGAACCUUUUAUAUACAGGAACCUAACCAAAAGCUAACAUAAAUAAAUCUUGAACAUAGUUUUAAAAAUUGGAAGUGUGUCUGACUUACAAACUAAUGGUGGAAGGCUGGUCCAUAACUGAGGGUCUUUAUAUAAAUAUCUUUAUAUGGAGUCUUUUCAUCUCUCCAUAUUGUCAGUUAUACUAUGGUAUACUAUUACAUAGAUGAUUUGGCUUAGUCACUGGGGGCUUGGACUUGGACAUUUGUAAAGCUGCUUUGUGACAACAUAUGUUGCAAUAAGUGCUAUAUAAAUUGGAUUUGAUUAGAUUUGAUGGUUUCAUUAGCAUAUUUUGGCCCUGAUUGAUCAGCACAACAGUAGCAAAAAACUAAACUAGUCUUGGUAUAAAAGGCCAUAGAUAACUAUUUUGCUUUUGUCUUGAAUAACUCAGUAUACCAUUAGUAAUGUGUUUACUGUUUAUGUUAGGAAAGUAAUGAAUGUGAAAUUACUUGCAAAUAAGGCAACUCUAACAAUGAAUCAAAGAUACAUUUACAUUUUCAGCAUACUCAGCUCUUAUUCAGAGCAUCAAUGUCAUCAGUUUGACUGUAGUGUUUUUCAGUAAUUUUACAUGUUUUUAUUUGCAGAUUUAUUUUGUGUUCUUCCACAUCUUGUUUCUGUAUGUCAUAUAAAAUCAAUUGUUAUAUUCAUAUAGUUCAUAUAAUAAUUAUUAUUUAUUUUUGUGUGUGUGACAAAUGUCAGCACUUAUUUGCCAAUAUCCAGUUUGUAUGUCAAGGGUGCUAAAGACAUUGGUUCUGUGCAAAAACUCAUUUCAUGAAUUUGGCCUUAAUCCACACAAAACUGCCCUUUUAAAACUACAUAUCUGUAUCUAAAACAAUUUGAUCUUCAGGAAGUACACCCAGGCAUAUCAACUACUGACAAGUGUCUAGUAAAGGAGUGGAUUUGUAUGGCAACUGUUGUUAUGACCAUGAAAUGAUAUUCUAUGUCUAUGAAAAUAUAUUGUUUUGCUUUAUAUAUUACAUUUUUUUUUUGUUUGUUAAGAAUAGUUGAAUGGAGAGGAAUAAGAUUAGUAAGUAAGAUACUAAUGAACUAUGCACUAUAAAACAGACUAGUCAUCAAUUAGAAAAGACUUUAUAGGAAGUCUAAGCUCUCUGUUCAUGUGGAAGCUUAUAAGCAGCACUUGACUACUUAUAGUGAUACUUUACUCACUGCUAAUUCAACCUAUUUGUCCAGCCUCAUUAACAGUACAAACUCCCAUCUCUUCUUAACAGUCAAGCUAUUUAAACCCCCUGACAGCACCGUAGUUGCUUCUCCUUGCUCUUUGAAUCCAAAAUUUGAGUCCUGUGUCAUACCAACAGUGAGGCAUAUUGAGACCAUUCAUAUGUGGGGUUACUUAGAAAUUUGCCUAAGAACACUGCCAUGAAUAAGGAAUGGUAUCAAAACAUCCUCCCAGAGCAA
This is a messenger RNA of Electrophorus electricus (electric eel), 4808 nucleotides long. RefSeq names its product eukaryotic translation initiation factor 2, subunit 2 beta (gene eif2s2). Lineage: Eukaryota; Metazoa; Chordata; Actinopteri; Gymnotiformes; Gymnotidae. Gene Ontology annotation, molecular function: translation initiation factor binding; translation initiation factor activity; mRNA binding. The record is from RefSeq and is a predicted model, not a curated record. Gene Ontology annotation, cellular component: eukaryotic translation initiation factor 2 complex. Gene Ontology annotation, biological process: formation of translation preinitiation complex; translational initiation.